GAACGUGCGGUUGGUCGACGCGCGAGCGUGCCUGCUGCUAAGGAGGCUGGUUGGGGCCGCGCGCCUGCGCCGCCGGAAAGUGGGGCGGGAGGAAGCCAGUGCGUUUUCUCUUAGGCGGCGCCAUUUUGUGCUCAGAGCCGCUACAGCCGCCUGCGGUGUAGGUAGUAGGUGGCGGAGACUGGAAAGCGGGCAUGGCGGAGACUCUGGCAGGGCCCGGAGACCCCGGCGCUGGCGUGGCCGCUGUCGGCCCGGGCGCCUCGGAGACCGGGGCGCGGCGUCUCAGCGACCUGCGGGUGAUUGACCUGCGGGCGGAGCUGAAGAAGCGGAACCUGGACACGGGUGGCAACAAGAGCGUCCUGAUGGAACGACUCAAGAAGGCGGUUAAGGAAGAAGGGCAGGAUCCUGAUGAAAUUGGCAUCGUGUUGGAAGCCACAAGCAAGAAGACGACAAAGAGAUGUGUUAAAGGACAAAAGACAGAGGAAGAAGGCGCAGAAGACAACGGCCUAGAAGAAGAUUCCAGGGACGGGCAGGAGGAUGUGGAUGCGGGUUUGGAGAGCUUGCAGAAUAUAGACAUGAUGGAUGUUAGUGUGUUAGAAGAAACUGAAGUUGAGAACAGCGCUCCAGACUUUGGGGAGGAUGGUCCCGACAGCAUUCUUGAUUCCCUGUGUGACAGCAAAGAAUAUGUGACUGCACAGCUGAGAGAAAUCCCAGCCCAGCUCACAGAACAUGCUGUGGAUGGGGCAGGCUUCCAAAACACUUUGGAGACUUCAUCAUUAGACUUCAAAGUGCCUCCUGAUAUUGAAGAACCUCUAUUGGAGCCAGAAAAUGAGAAAAUACUCGACAUUUUGGGGGAAACUUGUAAAUCUGAGCCAGUAAAAGAAGAAGGUUUCGAGCUGGAGCAGCCAUUUGCACAGGACACAAGUAGCGUGGGGCCAGACAGAAAGCUUGCGGAGGAAGAGGACCUUUUUGACAGCGCCCAUCCGGAGGAGGGUGAUUUAGAUUUGACCAGCGAGUCAACAGCACAAACUCAGUGGAGCAAGGCAGACACCCUGUUAGCGGUAGUGAAAAGGGAGCCCGUGGAGCAGACAGGCGAUGGCGAGAGGACGGACUGUGAGCCUUUAGGGCUAGAGAAGCCAGUUGAGCAGAGUAGUAAAGCCUCAGAGCACGCGGAAGCCUCUAGCGAGGAGGUCUCGGAAGCGCCCUGGGAAGCCUCAAGCCCAGAACCCAGAGAUAGCAAAGAAGACGUGAAGAAGUUUGCUUUUGAAGCUUGUAGUGAAGUCCCUCCGGCUCCUAAAGAGUCCUCAGCCAGUGAGGGCGCUGAUCAGAAAAUGAGCUCUUUUAAGGAAGAAAAAGAUAUAAAGCCAAUCAUUAAAGAUGAAAAAGGUCGUGCCAGCAGCAGCUCUGGCCGGAACCUCUGGGUCAGUGGCCUGUCUUCCACAACUCGAGCGACAGAUCUGAAGAACCUUUUCAGCAAGUACGGAAAGGUUGUCGGGGCCAAAGUGGUCACCAACGCCCGUAGUCCGGGGGCACGGUGCUAUGGAUUUGUCACCAUGUCAACAUCUGAUGAAGCUACAAAGUGUAUCAGUCAUCUGCACAGAACGGAGCUGCAUGGAAGAAUGAUCUCCGUAGAGAAGGCCAAAAACGAACCUGCUGGGAAAAAGCUGUCUGACAGAAAAGAGUUUGAAGUGAAGAAGGAAAAAAUAUCUAGCGUUGACAGACAUCAUUCUGUGGAGAUCAAAAUUGAAAAAACCGUAAUUAAGAAGGAAGAGAAAAUGGAGAAAAAGGAGGAAAAAAAGCCCGAAGACAUUAAAAAGGAAGAAAAAGAUGAAGAUGAGCUGAAACCAGUUCCUACAAAUCGGUCCAGAGUCACCAAAUCAGGAAGCAGAGGAAUGGAACGGACGGUCAUAAUGGAUAAGUCGAAAGGAGAGCCUGUCAUUAGUGUGAAAACCACGAGCAGAUCAAAAGAGAGAAACUCCCAGAGUCAGGAUCGCAAAUCAGAAAGUAAGGAGAAGAGAGACAUCUUGUCCUUUGAUAAAAUCAAAGAACAGAGGGAGCGAGAGCGCCAGAGGCAGCGGGAGCGGGAGAUUCGAGAGACGGAGAGGAGGCGAGAACGUGAGCAGCGCGAGCGCGAGCAGCGCCUGGAAGCCUUUCAUGAAAGGAAGGAGAAGGCCCGGUUGCAGCGGGAGCGCCUGCAGCUCGAGUGCCAGCGGCAGCGGCUGGAGCGCGAGCGCAUGGAGCGGGAGCGGCUGGAGCGCGAGCGCAUGCGUGUGGAGCGCGAGCGCCGCAAGGAGCAGGAGCGCAUCCACCGCGAGCGGGAGGAACUGCGGCGCCAGCAGGAGCAGCUGCGCUACGAGCAGGAGCGGCGGCCGGCGCUGCGGCGGCCCUACGACGACGGCCGACGGGAUGAGGCCUAUUGGCUGGAAGGAAAGCGUGUGGCCAUGGAGGACAGAUACCGCCCUGACUUCCCUCGACCCGAUCACCGGUUCCAUGACUUUGACCAUCGAGACCGGAGCCAGUACCAGGACCAUGUACCCGACAGGAGGGAAGGUUCCAGGUCAGUGAUGGGAGAGCGAGAUGGGCAGCAUUACUCAGAUGACCGCCAUGGCCACGGGGGACCCCUGGAGCGCCAUAGCCGGGACUCCCGAGAUGGCUGGGGAGGCUAUGGCUCUGAUAAGCGGAUGAGUGAGGGCCGAGGGCCGCCACCUCCACCCAGAGGUAGCCGUGACUGGACAGAGCACAGCCAGAGACUAGAAGAGCACCCGGAGCGCAGCUGGCCCGGCACGGUGGACACAGGCGCUACAGGCCGGGAGCACUCGCGAUGGCAAGGUGGUGAGAGAGGCCUGUCUGGGCCCUCAGGACCAGGCCACAUGGCAAACCGGGGCGGAUUGUCAGGGCGCGGCGGCUUUGCACAAAGUGGGCAUUCCCAAGGUCACGUGGUGCCCGGUGGCGGACUGGAAGGUGGAGGCCUGGCCAGCCAGGACCGGGGCAGCCGAGUCCCACACCCACACCCACACCCCCAUCCAUACCCCCACUUCACCCGCCGCUACUAAACCCCACUCACUCUGCAAUUCAGGUAGGCAAAUGCACUGUUGAAUCUCUUAGCCAGAGUUACCUUGCAUUUGUGGAAUCUGCUAAGAAACAAAAAUUCUGCCAUCAUGUUAUAGUUCAAUACAAUGUGAAUUCACUUUUUUUUUCUUUUUCUUUUUUUAAAUAAAUGUGUUCUUGUUCUGCCAUUUUUAAGACCAAGGUUUCUGUUAACGAGCAUUCCAUUUUCCAUUAAUAAAAGUUCAUGGUUCGCA
Messenger RNA from Condylura cristata (star-nosed mole), 3299 nucleotides. It is a transcript of the gene SAFB2, whose product is annotated as scaffold attachment factor B2. Gene Ontology annotation, biological process: regulation of androgen receptor signaling pathway; regulation of transcription by RNA polymerase II; regulation of mRNA processing. Gene Ontology annotation, cellular component: nucleus. The coding region runs from base 192 to 3050 and encodes 952 amino acids. Lineage: Eukaryota; Metazoa; Chordata; Mammalia; Eulipotyphla; Talpidae. Gene Ontology annotation, molecular function: RNA binding; sequence-specific DNA binding. The record is from RefSeq and is a predicted model, not a curated record. The transcript is spliced from 21 exons.